Molecule: messenger RNA, 534 nt
Organism: Adineta ricciae
Lineage: Eukaryota; Metazoa; Rotifera; Eurotatoria; Adinetida; Adinetidae
Source: the annotation of a GenBank genome assembly
AUGACGAUUUCUAUCAAUAUGUCGAUAAUGACUGUUGCACUAAUGAUGAUUACCAUCUACUUCGUGGGUAUCAAUGGUGAAGAAGAAAAAAAACGAACACUUGACACAGUAUCUGGUUCGGAUUUCUUUAAGAAAAGUCUUGACAGUCUUUCAGGCAAUGAUUUCUUCAAACGCAAUGAUGAAAAACGAACACUUGAUUCACUCUCCGGUUCAGAUUUCUUCAAAAAGAGUCUUGAUUCACUCACUGGUAAUGAUUUUUUCAAACGUGAAGAAAAACGUACGUUAGAUUCGGUAUCAGGCUCGGAUUUCUUGAAAAAAAGCUUGGAUUCAGUGUCCGGUAAUGAUUUCUUCAAGAAAAGUUUGGAUUCAUUGAAUGGUAACGAUUUCUUCAAAAAAAGUCUUGAUUCCGUAUCUGGAAAUGAUUUUUUCAAACGUCGUAUCAAUGAUCAACAAUAUCACCAUCCACACAUGUCACGUGAUCAUUAUCACGUUCGUUUUCAUAAAUCCAAACCAGCUGAUGACAAUGACAAAUAG